Messenger RNA from Cotesia glomerata, 737 nucleotides. RefSeq names its product general odorant-binding protein 19d (gene Obp19d). The record is from RefSeq and is a predicted model, not a curated record. The transcript is spliced from 5 exons. Bases 80 to 520 code for a protein of 146 amino acids. Gene Ontology annotation, molecular function: odorant binding. Lineage: Eukaryota; Metazoa; Arthropoda; Insecta; Hymenoptera; Braconidae.
CGGAAGUCAGAGUAAAGAUGUAAUAUAAAAGAGCGCUCACGGAAUAGGACGAACAGUCUAUAGAAAAGUAUUUAGGAAAAUGAAACAAUAUUUUAUUGCAAGUUUUAUCCUCUGUGCGCUUAUCUAUCAGAUAAGGUGUGACUCGAAUUUGAUCACACGAAAACAAUUUCGGGAAGUAAGGAAGCAAUGUGUCGAUGAAGUAGGAUUGGGUCGAGUAAUACAGAAUAAUUCUACGCGAAUAAAUAAUUCUGCAGAGGUUGUUCACACAAGAAAAUGCGUUCGGGCAUGCGUUGCGAAGAAAUUUGGCUUGAUCAACAGUGAAGGAAAACUCGACAAAGAAAAAUUUCUAGAGAAAUUGAUUCCUAAAAAGGAUAUGCUGUUUUACGAGAAAGUUUCUGAAGCUAUAACUACCUGUACUGAUCAAUCCGAAGGGAAUGAUAUUUGUGAAACUCACUACCUCGUAAUGAAAUGCAUGAAAGGAUUCCGUCCAUUUCCUCGAAUGAGAAUGAACGAUAUCUAAAUAUCACGAUGAUUUUACAACAAAAAUUUCGAUUUCUGAAGAAACUGACCUAAGUAUUUCAAUGUAAGUGAUAAAAAGAAGAACAGUACAAUUUUAAUGAAAUUCAAGCGAAACUAAUAACUCAAAAUAGUGGUGGAUUUUUCUGUAUACUCUCAACUCUUCCAAUAGUUAAAAUUUAUUAUUUUAUUUCAUAAUAAAAAAAGCACUAAUCAUAAAA